AAAAGAAAACUUGGUUUGUGAAAGAGGAAGGAGAGAGAACUAUACGUGUCUUAGCAAUCAAUUCAGGAAGAUGACAGGAAACUUGGCUCACCUCACUCUUGCAUUUGGUGUUCUUGGCAAUAUUGUUUCAUUUAUGGUAUUUCUUUCACCACUGCCGACGUUUUAUAAAGUUUACAAGAAGAAAUCAACGGAAGGGUUUCAGUCGGCACCUUAUGUGAUCGGCUUGUUCAGUGCAAUGCUUUGGAUAUAUUAUGCAUUACUCAAGACCAAUGCCAUGCUUCUCAUCACCAUUAACUCGGUUGGAUGCUUCAUUCAAGGGUUCUACAUUUGCUUCUUCCUCUUUUACGCCCCAAAGAAGGCCAAAAUGGAGUGCGUCAAGUUAAUUGUGUUGUUGGUAAUUGUUGGGUUUGGAUUGAUUCUUCUGCUCACUCAGUUUCUUGCAAGUGGAAUUAACCGAUCGGUGAUAGUUGGAUGGAUUUGCCUCGUGUUUUCCUUAUGUGUUUUUGUAGCACCUUUGGGAGUCUUGCGGCAAGUGAUUAAAACAAAGAGCGUGGAGUAUAUGCCAAUCCUAUUAUCAGUCGCACUCACCCUCAGUGCUGUCAUGUGGUUCUUUUACGGUCUCCUUCUACGUGACUUCAAUAUUGCGAUUCCAAAUGUACUUGGAUUCACCUUUGGUAUUAUUCAAAUGAUCUUAUACUUUAUAUACAACAAUAAGAAGCUAGUUACGGAUGAAAAAAUGGCCAAUUUUGAAGAGAGAAUAAAGAAAAUGGAGGAACAAAAGAUCCCAGAACCAAAAGAACAGAAAGUCGUCAUCGAUGUUAAACAACAGAGUGCUUUGAUGUGUUCUAAUUUUCUUCCGAAUAUGGUUGCAAAAAUAAACAAAAGCGGAUGUGAAGAUGAUCGUGUGGCUAUCGAAUCUCAAGCUUGUCGAAAUGUGCCAAAUCAUACCAUAGAAGUCAUGGCAUGAGAACAUAUACUUCGAUGUGAUUCACAAAGAGACCGAUUUUAAGUAGACAUUGGUUGGAUCUAUCUUGUAAACAUAAGUUUUACUUUGUCUAUAUAAUUUGUGUUUUGUUUUCAAAGUUUUUUUUACCAUAUAAAGUGAAUCUUUUUACCGGGAGAACAAUUUUUGUUUAACUGGGUCGUGAGCUUUUUGGUUGUUGUUAC
This is a messenger RNA of Cynara cardunculus var. scolymus (artichoke), 1167 nucleotides long. Its product is annotated as bidirectional sugar transporter SWEET12-like. The record is from RefSeq and is a predicted model, not a curated record. Lineage: Eukaryota; Viridiplantae; Streptophyta; Magnoliopsida; Asterales; Asteraceae. Gene Ontology annotation, cellular component: membrane. The transcript is spliced from 6 exons. Gene Ontology annotation, molecular function: sugar transmembrane transporter activity. Gene Ontology annotation, biological process: carbohydrate transport. The coding region runs from base 71 to 967 and encodes 298 amino acids.